AUGCGCGCAAGGCUUGAGGCUGAAGGACGAGGACCUUCUACUGCUUGGGAGCCAGUCUCUUCUGAUGAUGAAGAAUUCGAGGAUAUACGGCCGAUGACUCCGCCUAUGUCUCCCCCGUGCCCUCCACGAGGCGCCACAUCUAAGGAGAAUGAGUCCGUCAACAUGGGGAUCCAGCGGCCCAAACUGGGUGACACGCCUUUGCAAAACAUCCAUCCGGCCCCCUCCACUUCACCGCAAUUACGGGCACGUAAAGUACAACGUCAAAGACAACUUCGAACUCUACUACCGGUCUCUGGGCGAGCUACUAGGUCAAAAGCUUCGAAAACUGCCGCUUUCUACGAACUCGCUUAUGAUAACAAAACAAGCCAACGCGUCUCCAGUAUCGCUCCGAUGGGUCCUCCAAAGUCCCCCGGCUUAAAGCAGCCAAAUAAAUCAUCUCCACAACAAAAACCUCGAUCCGCCUAUCGAGUUCAGAAGAGAUGA
Letharia columbiana is the source of this 483-nucleotide messenger RNA. RefSeq lists its product as uncharacterized. NCBI's taxonomy places the organism in Eukaryota, Fungi, Ascomycota, Lecanoromycetes, Lecanorales, Parmeliaceae. Bases 1 to 483 code for a protein of 160 amino acids. The record is from RefSeq and is a predicted model, not a curated record. The transcript has 3 exons.